AUGUCGUCCCCAAAGAACUUGAAAGAAGUUCAAAAUCUCAAUGGAUCCUUGGCGGCACUCGGGAGAUUCAUCGCCAGAUCGUCGGAUAAGUGCAAGCACUUCUUCAACAUCCUCAAGAAGGGGAGUAAGUUCGCAUGGACCGCUGAAUGUGAAGAAGCCUUCCAGAAGAUUAAAGAGUACCUGGCCACGAUCCCUAUCCUCCAGAAGCCCGAUCCCGAUGAAGUGUUGGCCCUGUACAUAGCAGCGACCGAAGACGCAGUCAGCGUAGUCCUGGUCAAAACCAAUAUGAAGGUUGAGCAAUCAAUCUACUACGUCAGCAAGACUCUCAACCCGGCGGAAAGAAACUACACGAAAAUUGAGCAACUCAUACUAGCAUUCGUAUGGGAAACCCAAAAGAUGAAAACUUACUUCUUGACUCUUUAUGUUCGGGUCCCAUGUAAAGCACCAUUGAAAGCUGUUCUCAAAAGCGCUGGGAAGGUAGGCAGGAUAGCAAAAUGGAAUACUCAUCUUGAUCAAUUCAAUAUUAUCCACGAGAUCCAAACUGCCCAAAAGUCACAAGUCUUGGCGGACUUACCUCUGGAUAGCGACGAAGAAGUGAAGGACAUACCAGAAGCAGAAGAGGAUGUAAAAGAUCCAGUUGACGUACUAGAACCCUCAAGCCAAAGAAUAUGGGAAGUCUUCGUGGAUGGAUCAAGAAAUAGAGAAGGCGCAGGUAUUGGCAUCGUGAUCACUGCCCCAGCCGGAGAUAGGGUCGUACACGCGUUAAGAUUAGAAUUCAAGGGGCAUACAAACAACAUCGUGGAGUACGAAGCCGUAGUACAUGCCCUUCGUUUAGUAAUAGAAAUGGGAAUAACCGAUGUACGCCUAACAAGUGAUUCACAACUGGUCAUUCAACAAAUCGAAUUGGAAUAUAAUGUUUAUGACGAGACCCUCUCAGCAUAUAUGGGGCUGGUCCAAACCUUAGCAUCCCAAGUACCCAACAUCAAGUUCCGACAUCUAUGCAUAAAAGAUCUCAGGCAUGGUGAUGCCUUAGCAUACAUAUCGUCCAUGUUAAAGGAUGAAAGAGUCAAGGCCAUCAAGAUAACAAGAGUGUAUGAGCCGUCGGUCAUUCCACAACAAGCCUUCGCUACAAAUCGUGAAGACGAUAUAGGGGGAGACAUUGCUGAUGAUGAUGUAGGGGAUGACAUUGCCGAUGACUUCGUCGAAUAUGAUAUCUUAUCAAGAGCAAACGAGGACGAAGACUUCAAAAACGAAGAACACUGGAGAACUGAGGUUCACUUGUUCCUUGAAGAAGGAACGCUGCGUGCAGACUUGAAACAAGCUCGAAAGAUACAAUCAAAGGAAGGAAGAUACGACCUUCGAGACAGAGUUCUCUACAAGAAAUAUUUUCACUCGACCCUCUAUUGCGCUGUUUAUCCAGAUAAAAGGGUCACCGUAUCAUGA
This is a messenger RNA of Papaver somniferum (opium poppy), 1443 nucleotides long. RefSeq lists its product as uncharacterized. The record is from RefSeq and is a predicted model, not a curated record. Bases 1 to 1443 code for a protein of 480 amino acids. Gene Ontology annotation, molecular function: RNA-DNA hybrid ribonuclease activity; nucleic acid binding. Lineage: Eukaryota; Viridiplantae; Streptophyta; Magnoliopsida; Ranunculales; Papaveraceae. The transcript has a single exon.